This is a messenger RNA of Polyodon spathula (Mississippi paddlefish), 1471 nucleotides long. RefSeq names its product transmembrane and immunoglobulin domain-containing protein 2-like. The record is from RefSeq and is a predicted model, not a curated record. The coding region runs from base 29 to 763 and encodes 244 amino acids. Gene Ontology annotation, biological process: B cell differentiation; B cell receptor signaling pathway. NCBI's taxonomy places the organism in Eukaryota, Metazoa, Chordata, Actinopteri, Acipenseriformes, Polyodontidae. Gene Ontology annotation, cellular component: B cell receptor complex; external side of plasma membrane. The transcript is spliced from 5 exons.
UGAUUUCCUUCUUACAGAACAGCAUGCAAUGUUUGCACACCACAGUUUGAAAAUGAACAAACCCACAACGCUUCAAGGAUAUAUUUUUCUUGCCCUCUGGUACUCCAUAGGGGCCAAGGCAGAAAUAAAUAUCACCCAGUCUCCUCUUGAAAUAACUGCUGUAGAGGGAGAAUCCGUUCAGAUGAAUUGCUCCUGGAAAAAAUAUCAGAGUGCUCAGCAAAUACGAGUGGAAUGGUGGAAGAAUCAAUCAAGAAUUAUAUCUUUGUUUUACACACAAAAUAACUCAGAUAUGAAAGGAAACAAUGCAUCUUUUACUGUGUUAUUAAAAGCAAACAAUACAGCUACUGAGUUGAGAAUAGCCAAACUCACUCAAAAUCAUGCAGGAACAUACCACUGCAGAGCAGUAGCUGAAAUACCUACUCUGGAAAAAGGAAACGGGAGUGGAACAGUGCUAUAUGUACGUGAAGUACAGAACGACAGCUCCUUGGGUUCAGGAGCUGCUGUAGGUGUCGUUCUUGCAGUGUUGUUUGUGCUGCUUAUAAUCACUCUUCUCUGGAAACUGAAAAUAACAAGAGCCCAAGAUCAAGGUGACGCUGCAGUUUAUGAAAGCGUUUCAGAGAUGGACGCAGUAGAAGAGCCACAGGAGGACGUUGAGGCGAAUUCCUCCUCUACCCAGGGAUCGACAAAAUGGGCUGAGAUCCCAGUUUAUGAGUCCUGUGAUUAUUUUGAUGUGAAGAGCAAUGAAAAUGAAGAUGAAAGAUAAGGGCCAGUCAGACUGUCAACACUUGCCACUUUCACAAACAAAACAAGCAAAGGAGAACCGGAAUCUAAUUCAAACAGAUUCAAGCCUGCGAUCUAUAUGGAUACGGAAAAACAGAUAUUGGGAUAUGAAGACUCCUUAAUAAAUACAAUACAUUACAUGACUGUUACAGAAAGCAAUACGAAACAAGCCAUAAACCAACAUAAAGCCCAGGUACAUUAUUCAGUGCAUUUGGUAUUGGAGUGUGUGGCAGAACUAAAGCCCUGCAGAUGUAAAUAGUGUGUGUGGGAAUGUAAGGUUGGCAGGGAUGGGGUUAACUCUGUCCUGGCCAACAAUCACAGGUGUGGCCCAAUUAGGUAAUUGAGCGCUGUAUAUUUUAUAUAUGGCCACAUAUACAUAUAAAAAGGGCGAGAAAGCCUUUGUUUGCUGGAGGUGAGGUGAGUUGAGUUAAGUCGAGUUGAGUUGAGUUGAGUAACUGUGUGGCUGGUGAACUUUAUAGUGAAGGCUAGUGCCCAUCCUGUACUGUUUUGUUUAAAGAUUGUAUUUUGGCCUUUGUUUCCUUGUUUUGUUUUUUGUAUAAUAAACUGUAUAAUAAUGUCUCUCAUUCCUGCUGGUAACAGCUUGGGCCAUGAUGCCAUCCUGCCACAGAGUGGCAUGUGGGACAAAGUUUAAAAAAAAUAAAAAAAUAAAUAAAUAAAGUUAAACCUGUAA